Trematomus bernacchii (emerald rockcod) is the source of this 736-nucleotide messenger RNA. It is a transcript of the gene fgfbp2a, whose product is annotated as fibroblast growth factor binding protein 2a. Gene Ontology annotation, biological process: cell-cell signaling. The transcript has 2 exons. The record is from RefSeq and is a predicted model, not a curated record. NCBI's taxonomy places the organism in Eukaryota, Metazoa, Chordata, Actinopteri, Perciformes, Nototheniidae. Bases 1 to 642 code for a protein of 213 amino acids. Gene Ontology annotation, molecular function: growth factor binding.
AUGUGGACCCAGGUCAGCGCUCUGCUGCUCCCGCUCGCCUGCUGCCUUUGGUCAGCCGAGGCUCAGACUGCGAACAGACAAAGCAUCUGGAACGAUCCCAUUCAAUUCAACACCAAGGCCAAGGACCAGUGCACCAUGACCAUCACGGGUCAGGGGGAAUACACACGGCUGAGGCUGAUGUGCCAGAGCCGGCAGCGCUCCUACUGGUGCGAGUACAUUGGACGGCCUCACACCUGCGGCAGCUACAACAAGAACCCUCGCCAUUACUUCGUGCAGAUGAUGUGGGGCCUCAGAAAGCUGCACAACGCCUGCCUGGGGCCGAGGCAGAUCAAACCCCACAUGUGCAGGAAGGCAGGCGAUGAGACUCAAAUGGUCUUCUCAACCGGUUCCUUCUCCAGAACAUCACCGGAGGCUCCAACGAGGGCAAAACCAGCCGCACAGCCUGCCAGACCUCAACCUCGCCCUCGGCCAACAAGACCCGAUUCUGCAAGGCAACCCAAGGCAAAGCCCACAGCGAGUACCAAUUCACAACCUGUGACGCCACCUGUGGAGAGCAACGCUAAGAGGCUGGCUCAGCAGUACUGCUGGAGGUCGCUUCGAGGCAUCUGCUCCUACUUUAUUGGCUUGGUUCGGAAAAACUGAGGAAGAUUUACAAUGAAGAUAACUUCAACUGUCUGAUUAUACCAGCCAUCAUUGGAGGGAAAACCCGAGCAGCAGUCUGGUAGAAAUUGUGGAA